AUGUUUUCUAUCAGAUCAUCAUCUCGUGUUUUAUUAAAGGCUUCUUCAGCAACCACUCGUGCUACCUUGAAUGCAGCUGCUUCCAAGACUUUCACCAGAUCUAAAUAUAGUUUGCCAGAAUUAGACUAUGAAUUCUCCGCUACCGAACCAUAUAUUUCUGGUCAAAUAAACGAAAUUCAUUAUACUAAACAUCAUCAAACUUAUGUUAACAACCUCAAUGCUUCAAUUGAACAAGCUGUUGAAGCCAAAUCUAAAGGUGAAGUUAAAAAAUUAGUUGCCUUACAAAAAGCCAUCAAUUUCAACGGUGGUGGUUACCUCAAUCAUUGUUUGUGGUGGAAAAAUUUGGCUCCAGUCUCACAAGGUGGUGGUCAACCUCCAAGUGAAGAUUCCAAAUUGGGUAAGCAAAUCGUCAAACAAUUUGGCUCUUUGGAUAAAUUGAUUGAAAUUACCAAUGGCAAAUUGGCUGGUAUUCAAGGUUCUGGAUGGGCUUUUAUUGUUAAAAAUAAAUCCAAUGGUGAUACUAUUGAUGUCAUCACCACUGCUAAUCAAGACACUGUUACUGAUCCAAACUUGGUUCCAUUGAUCGCUAUUGAUGCUUGGGAACAUGCUUAUUAUUUGCAAUACCAAAAUGUUAAAGCUGAUUAUUUCAAGAACCUUUGGCACGUUAUCAACUGGAAGGAAGCUGAAAGAAGAUUUGAAUUUUAA
Messenger RNA from Candida dubliniensis CD36, 705 nucleotides. RefSeq names its product superoxide dismutase (gene SOD2). Lineage: Eukaryota; Fungi; Ascomycota; Pichiomycetes; Serinales; Debaryomycetaceae. The transcript has a single exon. Gene Ontology annotation, molecular function: metal ion binding; superoxide dismutase activity. Gene Ontology annotation, biological process: superoxide metabolic process. The record is from RefSeq and is a predicted model, not a curated record. Gene Ontology annotation, cellular component: mitochondrion. The coding region runs from base 1 to 705 and encodes 234 amino acids.